UAAAUACGAACGCUCGCGUCCUCUCUCCGUCAUCACCAUCGCAUUCCUUCCUCAUCUCCUCGCGAAAACCAAACACGAGCAAAAGCCCUAGGUUUCGUAACCAGAAAUGGCUCGCACGAAGCAGACGGCGCGGAAGUCCACCGGCGGCAAGGCCCCGAGGAAGCAGCUGGCGACGAAGGCCGCCCGGAAGUCGGCACCGGCGACCGGCGGGGUGAAGAAGCCGCACAGGUUCAGGCCCGGCACGGUGGCGCUGAGGGAGAUCAGGAAGUACCAGAAGAGCACAGAGCUGCUGAUCAGGAAGCUCCCGUUCCAGAGGCUGGUCCGUGAGAUCGCUCAGGACUUCAAGACCGACCUCCGGUUCCAGAGCAGCGCCGUCGCGGCCCUCCAGGAGGCGGCGGAGGCGUACCUGGUCGGUCUCUUCGAGGACACAAACCUCUGUGCGAUCCAUGCGAAGAGGGUCACCAUAAUGCCCAAGGACAUUCAGCUUGCAAGGAGGAUCAGGGGCGAGAGGGCAUAGGAGGUGGUGUGUUGCUGUUCGUUUUGGUUUGUGUGGUAGGGUUUAAAGAUCUGGAUUUGUGGUUUUGGAGAUGAUGAGUCUGGUCUUGCUCUAGGUUUGAUGAUGAACCCAGUUGUAAAUCUGCCAGUUAGAUGUGAUUCUUGUGUUUAGUGAUGCCAAUUACUGAUUGGUCAAAUCAUUCCAUGGCUCUUCGAUCUUUCUUUUUCUGAGUAGAAUGUAUCAAUUUACAAAGCUAGACCAGAACAGGAAAAAAAUGUGUUCUUUCCAUUUGAAAUUUGUCAAGGACUCAUGGUUGUCGAGAACUAGGAGAUGGGCAAGCUGAUCUAAUCUUUAUGACUGCAAUGAGAAUUUCUGGGUCAUUGGUCUGA
Messenger RNA from Rhodamnia argentea, 885 nucleotides. RefSeq names its product histone H3.2. The record is from RefSeq and is a predicted model, not a curated record. Lineage: Eukaryota; Viridiplantae; Streptophyta; Magnoliopsida; Myrtales; Myrtaceae. The transcript has a single exon. Gene Ontology annotation, cellular component: nucleosome. Gene Ontology annotation, molecular function: structural constituent of chromatin; protein heterodimerization activity; DNA binding. Bases 107 to 517 code for a protein of 136 amino acids.